GGGACGCGGAAGACAGACAAUCCGGAACGGAAUCGGAGCGCGGCGGCGGUGACAAAAACAAAAAUUUAAUAAAAAUAAAACGCGAGUGCAUUUUGUGGGGAAGGUUUUCUUCGAUGUGUGACGGGUAGAAGACGAGCAAUAUGGUGGCUGAGAUCCUGUGGCGUUGAUUUUUCUACGAUGAUUUUCUAGAGGACGGAUCGCAAACGAAACAAGAUUGGAAACCCCCAGCAAAGAAAAAAACAAUCCACAGCGAACCAACCAUCAUCACAUCACCAUCCUCUCGGUCGCGGUCAGCGGAAGCAGUGAAGUGAUUGUGAGUGAAGUACCUCUAUCUCCUAUAAUAAGUUAGUGGCGUAAAUUUCGGUGCGGUGCUGUGCAUCGAAAAUCGGAAACCAAACACAGUGCAGUGCAAUCCGAAGGAGAAAAAAAGUUUAUAAGAAGAAAGUGUGUACCAAAUGCAUUGAAUGCAACAGAAGUAACGAGAAGGGAGCAAACAGAAAAGUUGAUUCACUGGAAAGUCCCCGUGGCCAUCGCCCACUACCAAUACCUUUAAUUACUACUGAUGGUCGGGUGUUGACGAGGUGUGGUGUGUUUUGAUAUUGUUUUACGGGAAAAAGGCAAAGAAAAGGGAAAAACAGUGAAGAAAAAGUGUGUUUCUGUCCCCGGAGGACGAAUCAUCCUGAGGCCUCACCGCCUGGCCAGUGAGUCUCAAGCGACGACAGAUUAGGGAAAAGGGCGGAGCGACGACGGAAGACGACCAAGACGACGGAUGAUGGCCGAUCAGAAUGAAAAAAUCCUACAUCGUCUGCUGCAGAUUGACUUCAACAACGAGUGCGCCGACUGCGGAGCAAAAUGUCCAGAAUGGGCUUCGUACAACAUCGGAAUCUUCCUCUGCACACGGUGCUGUGCCGUGCACCGGAACAUGGGCGCCCACAUAUCCAAGGUCAAACACCUGAAGCUGGACAAAUGGGAGGACAGCCAGCUGGAGCGGAUGAUCGAGGUGGGCAACCGAGUCUCGAAGCAAAAGUACGAAAUGCGCGUUCCCGCCUGCUACCGAAGACCCCGGGAAAACUAUCCACAAGUCCUCACAGAGCAGUGGAUUCGCGCCAAAUACGAGCGGUUAGAAUUCUGCUUGAACGACCGACCCGCCUACACAUCCGGUCACAUGGAAGGUUUUUUGAUGAAGCGCGGCAAGGAGGACAGUCGCUAUCAGCUGCGCAAAUUUAUCCUGUCCGAGGCAGACGAUACGCUUCGUUACUUCGUCAAAGAGAAACGUGAACCAAAGGCAAUCCUAAGAAUUUCCGAACUGAACGUGGUAUUUGCGCCGGCCAAGAUCGGUAAUCCAAACUCGCUACAGUUAACGUUCAUGAAGGACGGCACCACGCGGCAUAUCUACGUGUAUCACGACGACCCAAAGGAGAUUAACAACUGGUAUAUGGCGAUCCGAUGUGCCAAGCUGCACCGGUUGCAGAUUGCCUACCCCAGUGCUUCCGAAAGCGAUCUGGUCGAUUAUCUAACACACGAUUUCGCCCGCGAGGGCUGGCUUCUUAAGACGGGACCACGAACUACGGACAGCUAUAAACGACGGUGGUUCACGCUGGACGAUCGGAAGCUCAUGUAUCACGAUGACCCGCUGGAUGCGAAUCCAAAGGGGGAGAUUUUCCUGGGCAAUCACCUCGAUGGGUACAGCGUGCGGAUAGGGGCACCGGUCGGGGCCAAAGAUCAGGGCUUUAGCUUUACGCUGUUCACACCGGAACGGACGUACAACCUGUCGUCGCACAGCGAGCAGGACCGCGACGAGUGGAUGACCGUGAUCCAGAAGGUGCUGGAGCGACCACUGAGCCCGCAGGACAGUUCGAUAUCGGCCCGACUGAUCCGCAAGCGCGGUGGUACCAAUUCGAUAAACAUCUUCACCGGCAGGUAAUAAUCGAUUGAUUCGCUUUGUCUAUAUCUAUUUAUGAUAAGUUUUAGUAAUCACUAUUGUGUAUAACAUUAAGAAGAAUUACGUCUCAGCAACAAACAAGCACACAUGGCACAGAUGCACAUGAUGAAGAAGAUAAACGAUUGCAGGUGGUAGGAGUUCGAUCGAUUCGCGAGAGAAAAUAGUUCUGAAUCAAUUGAUUCUGAAGAAAGUCUGGCUCUCGUAAAUCGUUGAGAGGGUUUUUACGAGUUGGACGAUAAAUGAAAAACUUGCAAAAAACCUCCUACCUAACACAUGCAAUCAACGUUAGAAAAUUACUAACGCACGCAUCAGGAAGUGUCAUUUUCAUUUGUGAAAUGUUAUCUCUCAAUUUAUGUUUUAUACCUUGUAACUUGUGUAGGGAUGGAUGUAAUUUAAAGAAUCGCUUCCGGAGCGUGGUGUGCAUACAACUAUACAUACACUGUUAAACAAUGUAGGUAACUUAUUGAAGGAUAUGGAUGACGCCAUCCUGUUAUCAAAGAGAAGGUAAUAUAAGUGCAUGCAUAUAUUUUUGCAAUAUCAAACAAAUGGGCGCCAAGUUCGAGUCGGUGGAAAGUAGAAUCGCGCGGUGAGCACAGCAUCCAGCAGCUCACACAUACCAAUUAUUAUAGGAAGACUACAUUAUACUCAAUCACUGCCUGUUUUGCCUGCCACGACUUCCACCUUGGAUCGGGCGACAUUACGCGAAUUGAAUCACAUACACACCUGAACGCGGAAUUAAACUAUAUUGAAAAGAAAAACGAUUUCAUUUUCUUCUCCGCCGUACAGAUCUUUACAAUCUGUCCGGGGAGUACAAUAGCAUAAUUAGGAAACACACAAACUUACACAAUAAGGCUGAUUUUGUUUUGUUUCUUACCACAAGUACUGUAUAUUGCAAUAGGAUUAUAUUUAUUGUUUAUUAUAAUUUUCUUUAGUCAAUUGUUUACCACCGAAUCGAACUGUUGAUAAGCGGAAAAAGGCGCAUCAAGCUCGUUGCGGUUUGUGCAGCUCUCCCUCUAUUAACUAAUAAGUCCAUAGUCCAUUUAGGAGUAAACUAAAAUUCGCUCUGCUGCUACUUGUGCGAUUCUACUUCUCCACCGACCGAAACCAGGAGGGAGCGCCCGAUCACUGCUGAUUAUGGUGUGUUCUAUUAGAUGCAAAGGGUUGACAAGGGGGGUCGGUUUUCUGAAGUAAUGGUUCUAGGGGGUUUAGGAUUUUCUAAUGGAUAAGGGCUGGUUUGAUUUGUGAUAUAGCUGUGGAUUGAUUAUUAACCAUGAUGUCUUAUGUUUGGCUAUAAUCUGACAGCAGUUCAAGAUUCGUUUGUUGCGUAAUGUCUCUAGUGCCAAAUUAAUGUUUUUACUCAAAUGUGAAUACUUGACAUCGUGUACUACAAGCUUUCUAUACCUACGUGAGAACAUUUUCAUACUAUCGUCGUAAGAAUUGGCGCAAACUUUUUGGAUAAUCGCAUUUUACAGAGUUUGAAAUCAGUGGGGGCUUUUUGAUUAAGCCUUUGAAUGUGAUUUUUCCAGUAAACGAGUUAUGGAGCUUUUGUUAGAAUUUCUCAUACAUAUGGAAUUUCAUGAUCUUGUCAAAGCCUUUAAGCUGCAAAUAAAGUAUGGAAAGGAAGUUGAAUACUAUGGGCAAGUCUCGAAGCUGGAGAAUUGUUGGCUUCAGGCUAGCUAACGAAAAAGGCAUACCAAACAGCAUCGUUUGUUACACUGCUGGCUCCUCUAUUGAAGAUAGAACUGAUGCUUGUGCAUAUUGCCACAUGCUAAGGCUGCAUCUGUUUAACUCACUUGGUACACACUGCUCCGUUUUGAAAUAUUUGAUCUUUUGUGUGAGAAAUGUUCCUUGAAGUAAUUAGAAGGAAAUGUUCCUUGAAGUGAUUAGAAACGUGUUACGACACAAAUAAUGCUUGUUUCUGAAUCUCGCAUCUAUUAAGAACACACCAAUCUACAGGAUUACACAGAAUUUCUCCAUAUUUGCAGGUUAUUUUUGAGUUUCAUCAAUUUAAGAAGACUUUUUUUAUUGACGUGAAAAGCAUAAUUGAAAAAAUGAAAACUAGAAAAAGAUAACUUUAAAUAAUCAGUAUCACUAUCAUCACCGGACGUAGCAAACAACGGUUUACAGUUUGUUAGACCCCUCCCAUAGAGAUCAGUAACUGGAAACAUUAAUGCAUUACAAUUUCCCUAGGCGAUAAAAAAGUUAGAUAGACAAAACAAAUGUUCGAAUUAACUAAAUUUAACUGAAGUGGCAACGUGCACACCCAAUUGUACAUCUCCUUCUUCUGAAGGAACAGUUGUAUGAACGAAGUAUAAGUUAAUUUAUUUCUCUAUUUUUCAUUCUGACCGAAAGCCUCGUUUUAUACUUUCUUUAAACUAUUCUUUCCUACUGUUGCUCAAAAUAAACUUAUUGUAGAAUCUUUCCUUUAUUGUUCAUGAAAA
Messenger RNA from Aedes aegypti (yellow fever mosquito), 4383 nucleotides. Its product is annotated as arf-GAP with dual PH domain-containing protein 1. Gene Ontology annotation, biological process: positive regulation of GTPase activity. Gene Ontology annotation, molecular function: GTPase activator activity; phosphatidylinositol bisphosphate binding. The transcript has 5 exons. The record is from RefSeq and is a predicted model, not a curated record. Lineage: Eukaryota; Metazoa; Arthropoda; Insecta; Diptera; Culicidae. Gene Ontology annotation, cellular component: intracellular membrane-bounded organelle; plasma membrane. The coding region runs from base 770 to 1924 and encodes 384 amino acids.